UUAAGUGUUAAAUGGUGGGAAAAAAUAUAAAUAAGUUUCUCCUAAUAUUUACGCUAAUUAUAUUAGUGUUUGUAAAUUUGAAAUUUUUGUAAUAUUUUUCUGAAUAUGAACUCGAAAAUAAAAUUAAUGAAGAAAGAAUAUUUGUGAAUACAAUUUCGAAACAUUUUUAUAAAAAUUGUUUAUCUCUACGUCGAGAGGAGUAGAAAAAGUCAAUAAAAUAAAAACAAUUGAAAACAUAAAUCAUAAAUAGUGGUACUACUUGCACGUAUAAUGUUGUAGAUAGCGAUAUGAAUAAGAUAGAAGGUGAUAUGCGGGAGUAGAGAAAAAUCCCCAACACACAAGAAGAAAUUUCGUUGGUGGCGUCCAAUCCACCAACAACGAUACAUACGACGAAAUGUCCUGCGAAAAGGAAAAACAAUAAAUAAUAUUAAAUAAUAGUUAAGGAAUAAUUCAUGUUAACAGAAGAGAACCAUUUAAAUUAUAAGGCAUUAAAAUCCGAGGAAAUUGAAAACAAUCUACCCAAAUUUUCUUCUCAUUUUUUCUGUUAUUUCCUUAAAAAGGAUUUAUUUACAUUAUUUGACAAACGAUUUGGAUGCCUUUGUCGCAAUGGACCAGAAAUUAGAAAAUAAUAUCAAAACGGUGUUGGAAAAUCAUAAAGUAGAAAAUACAGAAAAGACAGACAACAAAGCCGUUAAUGAUAGCAAAUUAGACAAAAUUAAAGUGCCUGCUGCUCAAAGUAAUAUCAAAGCAGUAGAUACUUUAGAUGAUAAUCGUGAAAAGAAAACCACUACAGAAGAAGCUCAAAGCAAAUCGAAUGCAGGCAUUCAAAAUAUUGAUAUAGAAAAAAAACUGCAGCCUUCAGUUUCAAUAUCUACUGCAAUAGCGCUUAAAGAUGAACGAAAGAUCCAAAAUUACAUACAAGAAGAAGACAUAGAAAUGAUGGAACCUUUAAUAGUCAAAAAGGAAGAGAAUAGCAUCACUACUAUAAACAUCUCCCCCAAAGACGAUUUAACACCAGUCUCUUUAUGUGAAACAACUGAUGAUAAAACUCAAAGCUCUAUAAUGUCGUCGUCAGCGGCUUCCACACCGGCUACUACACCACCCGCCGAACAUUCACCACCUUCACAAGACCAAAAGUUAAGCAGUAGUACUGGUGAAAGUCCACAACAGACUGUGGCCUCUCCCAAAAUAUCACCGGUAGAAACGAUCAUUACUCCAUCGCUGUCGUCUGGCGAUGGUAAUAAUUGCAUUGCACAACCAAUUAAUGUUUUACGAAAUGGGACCAUACCAAAUGCUGGGAAGCCAUUGCUGUCCACCAUGAGCAAGAAAUUAGAGAAAUCUGCCAGAACUGGUCGUUCACGCAAACCAAAAUCCUUGGUGGCUAUGUAUGAAAGUGAGAUUAGUGAAAACCAAACCGGUAUUAAGCUAUGCAUAAAAAAGUCGGAUAAUUCCUUGAGUAAUAUAACGGCAACAGCAAUGGCUGCUGUGGCUAAAGCAAUUUCAAAAUCGUCUUCAUCAUCAUCCUCAUCAACGACAGUUAAGAACCGUAAAAGUUCACGGAGCCUUAAACAGCGCAUACGUUUGACUAGCGAUGAUGAAGCAGCCGAUGGGCAUGACUAUGAACCGAAACGCAAAAAAGAGCGUUCAAAUAAGAAAAUCACUUUUGUUGCCAGUGCUGUUUCUAGAAUUGAUGGGGAAGUUAAAGAACCCAUUGAGCAAAGCGUUUGGGGUAGCCGCCUGCCAGAACCAGUCUUAUUUAAGAUAUUUCAAAUGAUUGUCGAUAAGGAUGGUUGCAUGCCUACACUACUUCGUUUGGGUCGGGUAUGUUCAUUGUGGCGUCAAGUUUCUCUAUCACCGAUGUUAUGGAAAACAAUGGAUUUAACGACGUGGAUUAAGGAGAAGUAUCGCACGGAACUGAAAUUAAAAUGGUUUGUGGAGAAUCGUUGCAGCUUAUGUAAUGAGCUGAAUGUUUCCAAUUGGAAAGUUACAGAUAUUAAUUGCUUUCUGCACAAGUUAGUUAAGGGUGCGCCUAAUUUAAAAAGCAUCACUUUGGCUGGCUGGAAAGGUUUCACAUCAGACCAUUUAAUUUUUAUGGUGGAAAAUAUGAAGAAACUUGAAAGACUUGAUUUGAGUUCAAUUAACGUCGAAAUGAAUGCUAGUAAAAGUGCCGUGGGAGGUCAAUCGUUAUGUAACGCUUUGCAAGUAAUGGGCGGGCGUUUAACGCAUUUGUAUUUGGCGCAUAAUCGUCUAGCUUGUAUACCGCAAGUGGUUAACAUUCUGUCGACUCACGCCCCAAACUUGCAAUUAUUGGAUUUAUCCAACGUCAGCACUCAGGCGACUUCACAUGGUAUUUUGCAUAUAGAAAAACUGCAACAAGGUUGCCCUAAACUCAAAGUUUUACGUAUUACCAAUUCACACAUAACAUUGUGUAACGCUACUAUGCAAGAAAUGAUGGAUUCACCGGGCUUUCCCAAUUUGGAAGAGCUAUCGGUGGCCGUCUUAACAGGAUCACGUGUUAUAGGUGACGAGCAUUUGCAACGUUUUUUGAAAUCAAGUUCAAAAUUAAAACUUUUGGAUGUACGUUGCUGUACACGCUUGACGCAUGAGAGCCUUAUACGUUUACCCGCGUGGGAUAUUAAACAUUUAUUCUUAUCUGGUUGCUCAGUGACACGCGAUACCGGUUCUGGCUUGGAACUUAUCGCUUCAAAAUGGGCUCAUAGUCUUAUUGAAUUAGAUCUCGCUUGGGCUAAUGUGCAACAGCCACUGGAUAAUGCUUUGCAUGCUUUGGCUGAUAAAGGGGCCGAAUCAAGAUUGGCGCAUUUAAAUCUUUGCGGAUCUUCUGUUUCCGAAGAAGCAGUGAAAGAGAUUUUAGCCAAUUGCCCUUUAAUGAGCUCCAUAAAUUUAUCGUCAUGCCGUGGUUUACCGCGUGGUGUUAAACGCUUAAUGCAGGGACCCCAAGAACUCAAUGAAUUGCGAGAAGUGCUUAAAGUACAAUUAAAAGUCAAAUUACCCGAUUCUUCAGCAUCUAACAACACGCAAAUCUCUACGACGGCAAUAAAUUUAAAUAAUGAACCAAUAAACAACUCUGGGGGAGUAGGUGCUGAUGAAGGUGGCGGAGAUGAUGUUGGUGUGCAUAGUCCAUAGAUAUAUAGUCGGUGUAAGUUUCAAUUGAAAACGAAAAACGUUAUACUUAGUGAAAAAAACACGUCUUUACUUUUUUUUACACUUCUUAAAACUUACGUUAAUCUUACUCUUUUUAAGUAUACAUACAUUUCUAAUGAUUCUUUUUGGCUUUCUACGUUUACUUUUUUUUUGUAUAAAAAAAUGAAUUUUUCAUAUCUUGUUUAGUCAUUUAGUUAAAUCCAUAACUAAACGUUAAUGUUAUAUACAAUGUAUUUAUACAUAUAUACUAAAAAAAAAAAAUAAUGAAAAAACUUUUACUUUUUUUUUAUUGUUCGCUAAAAU
This is a messenger RNA of Glossina fuscipes, 3465 nucleotides long. RefSeq lists its product as uncharacterized. Gene Ontology annotation, cellular component: SCF ubiquitin ligase complex. Bases 607 to 3144 code for a protein of 845 amino acids. The transcript has 9 exons. Gene Ontology annotation, molecular function: protein binding. The record is from RefSeq and is a predicted model, not a curated record. NCBI's taxonomy places the organism in Eukaryota, Metazoa, Arthropoda, Insecta, Diptera, Glossinidae.